Fusarium oxysporum Fo47 is the source of this 366-nucleotide messenger RNA. RefSeq lists its product as uncharacterized. Bases 1 to 366 code for a protein of 121 amino acids. The transcript is spliced from 2 exons. NCBI's taxonomy places the organism in Eukaryota, Fungi, Ascomycota, Sordariomycetes, Hypocreales, Nectriaceae. The record is from RefSeq and is a predicted model, not a curated record.
AUGUCCUCCGAGAAGAACGACAUGUAUUCCGUCGAGCAUGACGAGCAGCCUCAUCUCCAAGUCCCCAUGCAACAUGAUGGCAUGGCUGUUCUAUUUCACUGCAUCCUGGUUUCUAGCUGGCCGCCCGUAUUUGACCCUGUUGUGAAGCAACUACCUCCGGGUAUGGAGCUUGACUAUCGCAUUCUGAGCGACGGUUGGAGAACGGUUCUCCCGAGCAACGCCAUUGAAUCUGGAAUCAAGAAAGGAUGUUCAAAAUGCACAGAGCAUAGGUUGGCAAAUGCUCUUAUGAGCGAGGAGAGAGAUGUGUUGGUUCUGAUCAAGAAGUUGAUCAAGCCACCGCACGAUGUUCAAGCCGAAAAGCUCUAG